CUAUUGUUGAAGUUCCGCUUGGAACAAAGGCCUGAUAAGCAACAUCCAAACAGCCAGGAAAGCCUUGGGAAGUGCUGCAAAACAUGAGAAGAGUAGACGAAAUGCAUUCGGGUUUGGCCCAGCCGCACACAUUCCAAAACAAAGGUCUUUAUCAUAUGAAAUCCAACCUUACUAAGGUGAAAUAAUGGGAGAACUGGAACGAGGGCAUUCCCAAUGCUGAAGUGCUGCGUGCCGCGGUUGUCAAGACUGCCGCCGAUGCACUGUCGCGAUUACUGUGCCUUAUCGUGCAGUUCGUCAUCGACCCGCCCGAAAUUCCCCUUGAGAUCGCCUCCGAUAACCGCGAAUGUUGCCUCUUGAUACCCAAAAUUUGGUUUCAUCUUCCCGUUUGUUUUCUUUCCCUUUUCCUCCUUUUGGUAGAGCACCUUCGUUCCCUUGAACCCCCUUGGGCCCUCGCCAUGAGCUUCAACCCCAUGCUCUGCGCCCGCUCCCUCCGCGCCGUGCGCACAACCAGCAACCCAAUCUCCUCCCUCUCCGCACGAUCAUUAUCACACUCCUCCCGCGUAUGCCUCGCCGCCGAUACCUUUUCCAAGCCCUCCAAGUCCGAACCCGAUACCAACACCAACCACGACCCAACCCCCUCCGAUCCCAAACCCACCGAACCCCAAAAUGCCACCAAACCCUCUCCCCCCGAAAAUGACCCCUCUCCCUCACCCGCGCCCGACCCCGAACCCGAAUCGGAGAAAGAACAAGGCCCCAUGACCCGCCGCCUAGCCCAAGCAACCGAAGACGCCCUCCUAACCGGCGGCCGCGCCGGCCUCCGCGCCAUCGAAGAAGCCGGCUUCGACGAAGACCUACGCAACCGGCUCCUGGCCAAAGUGGCCUCUGCCAAAUUCGCCUCCGAGCACGCCUCCGCUCUCUCCGAAGCCGGGCUUACCUCUUCAGGCCACAGCCGCAUCCCGGAAUCGGCGGGGCAGGGGACGCGAUCGAUCGCUUCCUCGCAGCACUGGACGGGCACGGAGUCAACGGAGGACGCGGUGUUGAGGAUGUUGAAUGAUAAGCAUAAACAGCUGGGCGUGGGAGCGAGGGGGAAGGCGAAGAUUCCCACGCCUGUGGUGGAUAUGAGGAUCAAGAGAGCGCCGCAGAUGAGUGCGGGGAGGAGGAUGGCGAGCGCGAGGGAGAAGGCGCAGGCGUAUGUGGAUAUGGAGUUGCCGAAGGCAGAUACGGUGGGACUGACGGAGGAGGAGAGGGAGGAGCUGAGGAGGGAGUUUAGGGAACGGUUUACGCCGAUUGCGAGGGCGAUGCCGAAUACGAUUACCGGACUGGCGGCGUUGGCGAAUGAACGGAUUGAGAAUGCGAUUGCGAGGGGACAGUUUAAGAAUAUACCGAGGGGGAAGGGGGUGGAGAGGGAUACGAGGGCUGAUAAUCCUUUUAUUGAUACUACCGAAUACAUAAUGAACAAGAUGAUCAAACGCCAAGAAAUCGUCCCUCCCUGGAUCGAAAAACAACAAGAGCUCAUCAAAACCGCCGAGUCCUUCCGCAAGCGACUACGCAACGACUGGUUACGCCACGCCGCCCGGACGAUAUCCAGUCGGGGCGGCACCCUAGAGGAACAAAUCCGUCGAGCGAACGAGUACGCCCGCGCCGAAGAAAUCCAUAACCCCCGAAGGCGAAACGUCGAACAGAUAUCCGUACCUACAAACUCGACAGAGGACCCAGUGAUGGUCAAAAUACGACAGCAGACGCCGGGCGUCUCUCCAUCUGCUACCUCUGAUGCUCAACCACCAACAACAACAACGGCUGACGAACUACCAAAAACCCAGCAAGAACCCGACAUCUCCUUCACAAAACCCUUCCGCGACCCCUCCUGGGUCGAAGCCGAGCGCUCCUUCCUCGAACUCUCCAUCACCAACCUGAACACCAUCACGCGUUCCUACAACUUGAUGGCGCCCGAGCUAGCCAAGAAGCCGUACUUCAACUUGGAGCGGGAACUGAAUAAUUGUUUCGCGGACGUGGCACCGCUUGUGGCGCAAACGAUAAAGGAGAGGGCGACGAGGCCGGCGGGAGGGAAUAUUGCUGAUAGUAUGGCGUUCAAGAAACCGGAUGGGAUAAUGAGUCGGUUUACGGGGGAUGGAAAGGGGCAGAGAGUUUAUGAGAGGAAGGAGCCGCAGUAUGGGUUUAGGGAGUUUUGGAGGGAUUUGUGGAGGAAGGAUAAGUAGAUUACUGAUUGGGGUGAAUGGGCAAGACAGGUUGGUCAUUCUCGGUCAAAGUCUCUACGGCCACGGUUAGUCUACCCGUUGGGGCGAAUGUCAAGACAGACUGUUGACCAUUCUGAUCAAAACAUGCAUGCAUGCACAUGAGGGACGUCAGUCAGUGUUGGGCAGUCAAGAUG
Messenger RNA from Neurospora tetraspora, 2389 nucleotides. RefSeq lists its product as uncharacterized. The transcript is spliced from 2 exons. Bases 456 to 2216 code for a protein of 586 amino acids. NCBI's taxonomy places the organism in Eukaryota, Fungi, Ascomycota, Sordariomycetes, Sordariales, Sordariaceae. The record is from RefSeq and is a predicted model, not a curated record.